CGCAGCAGCAGAAGACUCCCAGCAGAAGAAGACGAAGCUACGCUAACAAUAACAAACACGAGCAGCUGACCUUUUCUCAGUCCUUUCAGCUCAUGUCACGUUAACGCGUCUCUGUGGUUCAGAUUCAAACAGGAGAUGAGUUGGACUUUCCUCCUCCUGGUGUCCCGCUGUGACUUCCAUCAUGGACGUCUGCUGCUGGUCUUGUCUCGGGGGUCUCCGCCAGUCCGAUCACUCAGCUCGGGUCCACGCAUCAGCCUCAGCCUAAGAGAGAGCUUUAGGCUUCUGCAGCUGCCAGACGAUGGACUCAGCACCCCCGCCCAGGUGAAGGAGGCCUACCUGCGCCUCGCCAAGCUCUACCACCCGGACUCCGGAGCGGCGACGGCGGACUCGGCGCUGUUCGCUCGGGUCGAGGAGGCCUACCGCGCCGUGCUGGCACAUCAGAGCAAGGCGAGGCAGCCCGGCGGAGAGAGGGAAUCGGAGGACGAGGACAAGUCCAAGGGCGCGGCUCUUCAGCACAGACACUACCUCAGCUUCGAGGGCGUGGGCUCGGGCACGCCCAGUCAGCGCGAGAGGCAGUACCGGCAGGUCAGAGUCGACCGGGCGUCCGAGCAGGUCCUGAACUACCGGCAGAGGGAGCACGAGAGGGCGGCGGCGGCAGACGGGGCGCUGGUGGAGCGGGACAUGCGUCAGCGUAGCCACAAAAUCAAGAUCACCCAGGCGGUGGAACGGCUCGUGGAGGACCUGAUCCAGGAGUCCAUGGCCCGUGGAGACUUCAGGAACCUGAGCGGAGCCGGGAAGCCCCUCAACAAGUUCGAGCACAACCCCUACGCCGACCCGAUGACCCACAACCUUAACCGCAUCCUCAUAGACAACGGGUACCAGCCUCCCUGGGUGGUCACGCAGCGGGACAUCCGAGAGGCCGCCGCCCACGUCCGAAGGAGGCUUCUGGACGGGAGGGCCAGGCUGGGUGACCCCAUGACCGCACAGGAGCGGCGGCAGUGGGAGGAGCUGUGUGCGUCGGUCGGGGAGGAGCUGGUGAAGCUCAACAAGACGGUGGACAACUAUAACCUGGUUGUGCCGAUGCUCCACAUGCAAAUGGUUCACUUCAGCUUGUCCAGGGAGGCGGAGCGCGCCGAGAGAGGAGCCGAGAAACGGAGACUGGACCAGCAGAGGGAGCGCGAGGAGGAGCGAGAGAGGAGGAAGGAGGAGAAGAAACGAGCCGACGUAGCGAAAAGAAACAGGAGACGAGGCCUCGUGUCCUGGAUGCAGAAUCUCAUCCGAUGACGAUUGAGCUCAGAGCUCAACGGUUUCGGCUGCAUCCGGUAAAAGUAAAACAUUAACUGUUAAAAUGUGCAGAUCGUUGUUCGGUGAUGCUGGUUUUACAUUACACCAUAAACCGUGUAUAAAUAUGGACUAAACACGUCUCCACUUCCUGCCGUUGGCCAAACGGAUGCUGUUUUCCCGGGAGUACGGGAGCUGUGGUAUCGAUGCCCCGCCCACAUGUCCUCCUGGCUCACGAUGCCCCGCCCACCUUUUCUUUUAAUUCAUCCUACGCUCUGCUCCACCUCCACCAGCUACAAGGACACGUUGGAUUAUACACCGAACUUAUUUUUUAAUAAUUGUUUUUACAACUCUCCCAGUCCCUCUGGACCUUUUUAUGGAGCGGUUGGCAUGGCAACUACUGGUCGCUGUUAUGUUUCUACAACGUCAAGUAACAAACUAAAGCGAAACUCAUCCAGAAAAAAAAUGCCACUUGAACAUUAAUCAACAUUAUAUUAACUACCUGAAAUGAAAAAAAAAACAAAAACCAGCCUUGAAAAGAUGUUUGACGUGUGUUUUAGUUUGACCCAUGUCCCGCCCACUAACACGGAGGGGGUGGAGCUUAUACAGUGUGUGGUGUAAAAACAAAACGUUUGGGACUUUAUGUGUCGUCAUACACGUCAUCUAACGGCUACAGGAGUCAGUGCGCACAGGACACACAUCAUAGAAUCCAUAAAAAUACUAGUGAAAUCAAAAUGGAGUGUUACCACACAGGGUAUGAAUCAUAUUUAUUUCUGGAGGAACAGAAACACUUGUAUUUGAUGGAGCAACUUCAUUAGACUGAGACUUAUCUGAUUCGGGGUUGUUUCUGUGAAAUGACUGAAGAUGCUGUAACGCUUGGUUGCUAUGUGACAUGAAGGUGGUAAAUCAAUAAAAUGAGAGAUGUUUUAAGUCA
Mugil cephalus (flathead mullet) is the source of this 2215-nucleotide messenger RNA. RefSeq names its product DnaJ (Hsp40) homolog, subfamily C, member 28 (gene dnajc28). The transcript is spliced from 2 exons. The coding region runs from base 136 to 1284 and encodes 382 amino acids. Lineage: Eukaryota; Metazoa; Chordata; Actinopteri; Mugiliformes; Mugilidae. The record is from RefSeq and is a predicted model, not a curated record.